GAUAACAUGAGUCACAACUCAGAAACAGGAAAAUAGAAGAGACAAGGCAGCGCCAAGCUGAGCAAAGACCUUAGGGUGUAUUUGUGCCAACAGGACUGGCAGGGGGAACAUAGCCCAUCAGCUGCCCUAACCUGGCGGAAGCCCCAGGAUCUCUCUCGAUCCCCAGCCCUAGCUGAGCAAAGCUGGCAACCACCCUUCGGGAGCCAUUUUGGUUGGAGGAAGAGAUAGCUAAGCAGGUGCUGGUCAUGCCCAGAUGAUCUUCGGGGAAUACUGCAGCAAGCUGUUCAGAGUCCCUUGCCUUUUCCUCAGACUGAGGGCCAGAUUUGGUGUAGGAGGAUGUGGGUCCUCUGGUGUCUUAGGGAAGGACAGCCCUUCGGACACUCCUUUAUUCCCUACAGCUGGGGAUUAUCAGCCAUUAGGGGAACAAUAGCCCAGCCUCAGGGUGCCUGGAAGCUUCUGGGUGGAAACCAAUUUAGGCUGGGAGUCCUGGUCAGUUCGUCACCUUGUCCUCACACAGACUCAGUGACCAUAGACUCAGUGACCAUUGCCAGUGUGAACACGUUUGCACACCACAUGUGCCCUACACCCUGGAGAGUAGACCAGCAGGGGCAGGGCUCAAGGCCAUCUGUGUCAUCUACAUGUGUGUUGGCUGAGACUUGCUGUCCACUCUGUAUGGUGCCCUUGAGGUACUCCUACAUGAAACAUCUAUGCUUCUGAGAGACUGUAACUCCAUAUAGAUAGCACUCAGUUAUCUGUAGCAUUCUGGUCCUGGAACUGGCACCAGCUAUCAGGAGUAGAGAUGGAGUGUAACUCAGCCUGGGGAUACCCAGAGCUGAGAGGAAGCCAAGAUUUGUGGAUUUGGAGCUCCUUGGGCUGACAGGUCUGGUCCAUCUUAGCUUGUUUUUUCCAUCCCCAGUCUGCUCACUCUCUGGGAGUGCCUCUGUGCUUUUCCUAGGAACCUUCUGUGGGGAAUUCAUCAUUUUGGGUCAUCCUGUGAAGCAUCUUCCUGUUGACGAGGUUUUUAUCUUCCCAGGCUCACCUCAGUUCCCUCUGAGGCUACAAGGCUUCACUCUGGGUUCCUCAGCACUUAGGUCUUUGUGCUCUCUGAUCUCAGGGUUUCAGUUAGUCCUGUCCUCAGGGUCAGCUCCACCCAUCUCACAUCCUCAGUCUCUCUAGCGGUCAGAAAACCAUAAACCCUGGGCAUGUACCUCCCUGCAUCUGGGGUCCCUGACUCCUGCCUUUUUUCUUCUCCAUUAUCCUUCUACCUGUUUCCUCCAAAAAGGUCAGGACACCUGAUAGAAUCCAAUUACUACAGCUUGUGCUCCCAGGCAGGAACAGAAGGUCCUGUGGGAAGCUCAUGCCAUAGGCUUUCUCCAUGCCCUCUUCUUUAAUGAGCCUGUACCCGCCUGCCCGGCCAGGGACUCUGUCCUACUAAUGUUCUGGCCCCUGCACACAACACAACACAUGUCUCUUACACAUUUCCAUCCUGUGUCCAGUAUUUGAACCACUGUUCGCUAAGUACAGGCAGAGGAGUCUAGCCACAACCCCCUGGGGCAGAGUGGGUAGGACCUGGGGUCUAGAGUUGUUUGCUCAGGUCUUUCUGAAGGUUGGAACCUGAGUUUGAUACUUUUCCUGCUCAUAAAGGACAAGUCCGGUAGCAGAACCUUCCACCAUAAGCACAAAACAAAGGAGUCCAGCCUGGCACUUGUGAAGAUGACACAGGAGUCACUUUCCCCAAGUUCAAGGCCAGUCUGGGUCACAGAGUGAGACCCUGUUGUUGAGACUGGCACAUGACCUGUGCUGUGCUGGCUAGUUUAAUGUUAACUUGACAUAAGCUAGAGUCAUCCGAGAGGAGGGAACCUCAAUUGAGAAAAUGCCUCCAUAAGAUCAAGCUGUGGGCGGGCCUGUAGGCCAUUUUCUUUCUUUCUUUUUUAAAUUAUAAUUUCUGUUUUAUGUGUUUAUAUGUUUUGCCUGCAAGCAUGUCUGUGCAUCACAUGGAUUUCCCCAAUGCCUGCAGAGGCCAAAAGACAUAUGAUACCCUGGAACUGGAAUUACAGACAGUUGUGAGCUGCCAUGUGGGUGCUGGGGAAUUGAACUUGGGUCCUCUGGAAGAGCAGCCAGUGCUUUUUAACCACUGAGUCAUCUCUCCAGCCUGGAAAUUUCCUUUUUUUUUUUUUUUUUUUUUUGAGCCAGGGUUUCUCUGUAUAACAGCCCUAGCUUCCUGGUAUGUGCUUUGUAGACGGGCCUCAAACUCACAGAGAUCCACCUGCCUCUGCCUCUUAAGUGCUGGGAUUUAAGGCGUGGGCCACCAUAGCCAGUGAAAAAUUUCUGAAUUAAUGAUUGAUCAGGGAGGGCCCAGCCCAUCGUGGGUGGUCCUGGGUUCUGUAAGAAAGCAGGCUGAGGAAGCCACGAGAAGCCAGCCAGUAAGCAGCACUCCUCCAUGGCCUGUGCAUCAGCUCCUGCUUCCAGGUUCCCUGUUUGAGUUCCUGCCAUGGCUUAUCACAGGAGACUGUGACUGGGCAUAUGUCAACCAAAUGAAACCCUUUUCUCCUGAAGUUGCUUUUGAUUAUGAUGUUUCAUCACAGCGGUAGUCAGUAAUCCUCAGACAGUCCCGCAUCCCACCCUCGGACAUUGAUACUUCUGGCCAGUAAGUCUUGGACCUAAGAGGGCAGUUCAAUUUCGGGCAGGGAGAGAUUGGCCCUCUGCCCACCCGUGACAUGAGUAUUCAGGCCUGGCGAGGUGUGAGAGAUCCUCCGUGCUCGGCCUGUGCUCCACUGCCGCUCUUCCCUGCUGCUCCCCCACCCCGCCUCUGUCCCCGCCCCCACUGCAGAUAUAAAGCCCAGCCUGGUUCACAGACUUCAGCCACAUUCCCCUGACCCUGCCACACAGCUCCAUGGCCCAGUGUGGGACGCUGGUGGCCGCAGCCCUGGCGCUGCUCUUGCCGCUCCUGCCGCCAGCCCUUGCGUGGUACAAGCCUGCGGCGGGACCCCACCACUACUCGGUGGGCCGCGCCGCGGGGCUACUGUCCAGCUUCCACAGGUUCCCGUCCACGCGACGCCCCGAGUCCUCAGCACACCCCGUCGGAACAGGACCCCUACGCUUGGAGAUGCGCUCCAGCCUAAGGAGCCUUGCCCUGUGUGUCAAAGAGGUGACCCCGAACCUGCAGAGCUGCCAGCGGCAAUUCAACAGCCCAGGGACUUUCCAGUGUAAGGCGGACGUCUUCUUGUCGCUGCAGGAGGCUGAAUGCCAACGGCCUACACCCUGAACCCCAACCCCAACCUCGACUGGCUGUGGUGGGUGACCCCCGUGCCCAGUCUUGCUCGAUGCUUGAAGCAGCGCCGGCCCUGUCAUGUGGGUUGACGCCUGUGGCCCCCUAACCCUAUCACGCUCCGUAUCAAAUGGCUAAAUGAAUAAAGAAGCAAAGCUGUC
Peromyscus californicus insignis is the source of this 3429-nucleotide messenger RNA. It is a transcript of the gene Npb, whose product is annotated as neuropeptide B. The record is from RefSeq and is a predicted model, not a curated record. Gene Ontology annotation, molecular function: G protein-coupled receptor binding. Bases 2894 to 3265 code for a protein of 123 amino acids. Gene Ontology annotation, biological process: feeding behavior; G protein-coupled receptor signaling pathway. The transcript is spliced from 2 exons. NCBI's taxonomy places the organism in Eukaryota, Metazoa, Chordata, Mammalia, Rodentia, Cricetidae.